Messenger RNA from Panicum virgatum (switchgrass), 1014 nucleotides. Its product is annotated as expansin-A8-like. Gene Ontology annotation, biological process: plant-type cell wall organization. Gene Ontology annotation, cellular component: extracellular region. Bases 40 to 810 code for a protein of 256 amino acids. The transcript is spliced from 2 exons. The record is from RefSeq and is a predicted model, not a curated record. Lineage: Eukaryota; Viridiplantae; Streptophyta; Magnoliopsida; Poales; Poaceae.
CAGUCGUACGGCGCCGAGCACUGGCAGCAGCUCGCUGACAUGGCGAAGAUGCUCGCGCUCCUGAUGCCCCUGUGCGCCUUCUUCCUCCUCCUCGGAGGGCCGCCGUCGGUGGCCGCGGCUCAAUGGACACCCGCCUUCGCCACCUUCUACGGCGGCAGCGACGCCUCCGGCACCAUGGGCGGCGCGUGCGGGUACGGCAACCUGUACAGCGCGGGGUACGGGACGCGCACGGCGGCGCUGAGCACGGCGCUCUUCAACGGCGGCGCCAUGUGCGGCGCCUGCUUCGCCAUCGCCUGCGACGCCACGCGGACCCGGUACUGCCGGCCGGGCGCCGCCCCCAUCACGGUCACGGCCACCAACCUCUGCCCGCCCAACUGGGCGCUGUCCGGCGACCGCGGUGGCUGGUGCAACCCGCCGCGCCGGCACUUCGACAUGUCGCAGCCGGCGUGGGAGUCCAUCGCCGUGUACCGCGCCGGGAUCGUGCCCGUGAGCUACCGCCGCGUGCCGUGCCGGCGAGCCGGCGGCGUCCGGUUCACCGUCGGCGGGCACAGCUACUUCGAGCUGGUCAACGUGGCCAACGUGGGCGGCAGCGGCGUGGUGGCGCAGGCCUGGAUCCGGGGCGCCCGGACGGGCUGGAUGGCCAUGGCCCGGAACUGGGGCGCCAACUGGCAGAGCAGCGCCUACCUCAACGGGCAGAGCCUCUCGUUCCGGCUCCGCUCCGACGACGGCCGCGUCGUCACGGCCAACGACGUCGCCCCCGCCGGGUGGUGGUUCGGCGGCACCUACACGUCCAAUGCCCAGUUCUACUGACGGCCUGGCGGCCUGCUGACGUUGAUGAUAGCCGGCUCUGAUGUUGUGCUCUUUUCUGCUGUCUCACCUUUUUUUUUUCUUUUGUUCCGUGUCGUAAAAAUGUGCUGAUCAGGUAUACGUCGAGUCGAAGAGGCAUAGUAUCAAAAAAAAGGCUGACCACGCAAUGCAUACCGUACAAUUUUUAUGUACCUCUCAUUACUUUUC